AAAUUAAAAAAGAAGGGAAAAAAAAUGAAGGAAAAAAAGUUGUGACAUCCAACAGCAGCGCUGAAACUCGAUAUACUGAAAAGCAAUGAGCAAAACCCCAACGAUUCUCCACACUCUCUCAGGACUUUCAUCGAACAGGUACAGUUAGUUCACAAACAACACACUCAUCUGAAUCUCCACUCUACGAUGGCCGCCGCCGCCGCCACUGCGGUGUCGCUAUGUUUCCCUUCUUCUUCGUCCUCGAGUUUAUCGCCCCAAAAGCAGAGCACUCUGCUUUUCCCUCCCUUGGGCUCUUCGUCGUCUUGUCUAUUUACGGGCGGCUCCCUCAUCUGGGGCAGUAAGAAGUUUCUGCAAGUUUCGUUAUCCUCUGCCGCACAAUUGGAUAAGAAAAUGUGCGCGCGGAGGUUUAGAAGAGCGGUCGUGGUUGCUGCAGCAGAUUACUAUUCAACUCUUGGAGUGCCGAAAUCUGCUAAUACCAAGGAAAUUAAGGCCGCGUAUCGAAAGUUGGCUAGGCAGUUCCAUCCUGAUGUCAACAAAGAGCCUGGAGCAACCGACAAAUUCAAGGAGAUCAGUGCUGCAUACGAGGUACUAUCAGAUGACAAAAAGAGAGCUUUGUAUGAUCAAUAUGGUGAAGCUGGCGUCAAAAGUACUGUUGGUGGACCUGGUGGUUACACGGCGACCAACCCAUUUGAUCUAUUUGAGGCAUUUUUCGGGUCUAAUAUGGGUGGGUUCGCUGGAAUGGAUGGAUCUGGAUUCGGAGCAUCACGCCGUAGUAGUGUUUCAAAAGGUGAAGAUAUCCGUUAUGAUAUGACAUUGGAAUUUACGGCGGCUAUAUUUGGGGAUGAGAAGGAAUUCGAGCUGUCCCAUCUUGAAACAUGUGAUGUUUGUGCUGGUACUGGAGCAAAAGUAGGUUCCAAGAUGAGGAUAUGCUCAACAUGUGGUGGCAGAGGUCAAGUCAUGAGAACUGAGCAAACACCUUUUGGCAUGUUUUCACAGGUUUCUGUUUGCCCAAGUUGCGGUGGAGAUGGUGAAAUGAUAUCUGAAUCCUGUCGUAAAUGCUCUGGUGCUGGCCGAAUACGAGUUAAAAAAGACAUCAAAGUCAAAAUUCCUCCUGGAGUUAGUAAGGGCAGUAUUCUUCGAGUUUCUGGAGAGGGUGAUGCCGGGCCAAAAGGGGCCCCAGCUGGAGAUCUUUAUGUCUAUCUUGAUAUCGAAGAGAUACCCGAAAUUCAAAGAGAUGGCAUAAAUCUUUAUUCUGUUAUUUCAGUCAGCUAUCUGGAUGCCAUAUUGGGGACUGUUACUAAGGUCAAGACAGUCGAAGGAAUGACGGACCUGCAGAUUCCUCCAGGUACUCAACCUGGAGAUGUGCUCGUUUUGGCAAGAAAAGGUGCACCCAAACUAAACAGGCCAUCGAUACGCGGCGAUCAUUUAUUCACUAUUAAAGUUGCCAUACCAAAGCGUGUCAGUACGGAGGAACGUGAACUACUUGAGGAGCUUUCUUCUCUUGGUAAGGCCCCAGCUAAUCGUUCGAAAACGCGCCCGAAAGUUCAACAACCUGAUGAAAGUACAGAAAGUGAAAAAGGUCCCUUAUCGGAAAAUAACGAUGAAUCGGAAGAUGGAGAAGACUUAUUGACGAAGCUGAAAGAUUUAGCUGGGACUGUUGCAAAUGGAGCUUUAAAAUGGUUCAAAGAUAACCUAUAGUUCUUCGUUGCGGAUUUUGUGGGGGCGUUUCGCUGUUCAGUCGAAUGAUCUUAGGUUCUAGCUGAGAAAUCGGACAAAAAAAAUCUGAUCGGAAUUCUUUGAUUUUUCCAUCCUUCUUUGCUGCUGUAUAUUAUAGCACGAGUUACCACAGAGUUUUCUCGAAUUGUAUUCUUUUGUACCUCGUGAAUCGUUAGACGAGAGGCAAUGUGUAGAAAGUAUUUGAAAAUGCCACCAUAUUUUUAUUUGAUUUUUCAUUGUGUGUCUU
Molecule: messenger RNA, 1963 nt
Organism: Erythranthe guttata (spotted monkey flower)
Lineage: Eukaryota; Viridiplantae; Streptophyta; Magnoliopsida; Lamiales; Phrymaceae
Product: Molecular chaperone Hsp40/DnaJ family protein
Biological process (GO): response to heat; protein refolding
Cellular component (GO): chloroplast thylakoid membrane; cytoplasm
Molecular function (GO): heat shock protein binding; ATP binding
Source: RefSeq, a predicted model, not a curated record